Anopheles darlingi is the source of this 2058-nucleotide messenger RNA. Its product is annotated as ATP-binding cassette sub-family G member 4-like. The coding region runs from base 96 to 1904 and encodes 602 amino acids. Lineage: Eukaryota; Metazoa; Arthropoda; Insecta; Diptera; Culicidae. Gene Ontology annotation, molecular function: ATP hydrolysis activity; ATP binding; ABC-type transporter activity. The record is from RefSeq and is a predicted model, not a curated record. The transcript is spliced from 3 exons. Gene Ontology annotation, cellular component: plasma membrane.
AGUAAUUUUCCCCCGAUGAUCGAUGAUUAUACUCCGUCGAUUCGAGUAGCGCCGACGAAGUGCAGUUGCAGUGUUGCACCGUACGUCUAACAGUGAUGAGUCGUGAGGAGAUAGAGCUGACGCCGACGACGACGACAACGACGACAGCAGUAGCAGCCCCUACGACCCCGCUACUUGACUUUGUACCGUCAACGUUGCGCUUCAGGAAUGUCGUCUAUCGAACAAAUGAUAAGGACAUACUGAGCAACAUCUCAGGUCGGUUCCAGCACGGUCGAAUGGUAGCGCUUAUGGGCCCGUCCGGUGCCGGUAAAUCCUCCUUGCUGAAUGUCCUCUCCGGAGCUCAGAUGUUCGGUACGCUCGGUACGGUCACUAUUAAUGGCGAACCAGUGGAGGAAAACGAUCCGCGGAGUGUGUACGUGGAGCAGGAGUGUCCAUUGUUGGUCUUUCUCACCGUCUACGAGACGAUGCAGUUCGCGGUCAACAUGAAGAUGCCCCAGAGCACGCCGUUCGCGAUGAAGGUUGCCAAGACUAACGAAAUCCUGCAGAUGGUGGGACUGUACGACUCCCGUACGACACUUGUACGGAAUUUGUCCGGUGGUGAGCAGCGUCGGUUAGCCGUGGCCGUCGAGUUGAUCCAGAACCCACCGAUUAUGCUGCUAGACGAACCCACCAGUGGACUGGACAGCGUAUCGUCGGCGCAAGUCAUAACGCAUCUUAAAUCGCUGGCCAUGAGUGGACGUACGAUCGUGUGUACCAUCCAUCAGCCAGCAUCGAGCCUGUUCCAGCUGUUCGAUGAUGUGUAUCUGCUACGCCAGGGUCGCUGUUUGUACUCGGGUCCGGUAGACCACAUGUUGGAACGGUUCGCCCAGGUUGGUCUCACGUGCCCGGAGUACUACAAUCCGGCCGACUUUGCACUUGAAGCCAUCACAAGUGAUCAUACCGUAGCACAUCGCACACUGUGCCGUAUGGUGGACGAGGAGAUGCGUGAGAUCAAUGCGGCUGCACCGUCGAGUCCCACGACACUGAAUGCACUACAAGCCAACAUGGGCGGUCGCGUUCGACGCUAUCAGACCGCUUUCUACUACCAGUUGUACACGCUGAUCAAACGAUCCGUUCUGUCGUCGCUGCGCGAUGAGUUUUUUCUGCAGAUGCGUCUUGGUCUCCAUCUGGCACUGGGUCUGGUGUUCGGUGUGGUGCACUAUGAUGUCGGUUCCGAUGCAAUGAAAGUGUUCGCUAACAUCGGUUGCUUCUUCCAGCUGUUUGCCCUCGUCUACUUCUCUAAUGCGGUGGCAGUAGUGAACUAUGCGGACGAAGUAAACGUGACCAUUAAGGAGAUCGCCAACAACUGGUAUUCUCGGGAGGCUUACUAUCUCGCCAAGCUAGUGCACGAUCUACCGCUGCAACUAUUCUGCCCAUCGGUGCUGCUGCUCAUCGUGUACUAUCUCACGGGGCAACCGUUCGAGUGGUUCCGUCUCGGUAUGCUGCUCGGUGUGUUUGCGGUCGGUGGUGUGAUUGGUCAAAGUCUUGGUCUCAUCGGUGGCAUCUGUUUCGAUGUCAAGAUGCAAAACUUUUUCGUUGCAAAUGCCUGCAUUGUACCGCUCCUUUUUUCUGGCUUUUUCGUGGAUGCUAAAGAUAUGAUCUCGUUCCUGAAGCCGCUUAGCACGGUGUCCUUCUUUCGCUAUCAGUUCCAUGGUGCCCUGCAGGCACUAUACGGAUACGAAAGAGACAACAUACCGUGUAGUGUUGUGUUCUGUCCGUUCAAAAAACCUUCCACCGUUCUAGAGUACUUCAAUAUCGAUCCGCACGGGUAUGAGGAGAGCAUCGGGAAGGCGCUCCUUAUCCUUCUCGUCAUGCAGGUGAUUAUUUAUGUGGGCUUUGUGGUGCGCUUACGACGAAUAAAAUGAAGUCAUGUAUGGCGCGAUCUAACGAACAACGUGUUGGGAUGUUUGAAUUGUUUGUUUGCUACUAGCGCCACCAGAUGGUGUCUACAUCAUUAAAGGGCGAACAUUAAUAUUUUGAUGUUGCAUACACUAAGGCACAUUCUUGCCUUUUGUUUGA